Mirounga angustirostris (Northern elephant seal) is the source of this 2364-nucleotide messenger RNA. It is a transcript of the gene IMPG1, whose product is annotated as interphotoreceptor matrix proteoglycan 1. The record is from RefSeq and is a predicted model, not a curated record. Lineage: Eukaryota; Metazoa; Chordata; Mammalia; Carnivora; Phocidae. Bases 48 to 2237 code for a protein of 729 amino acids. Gene Ontology annotation, biological process: visual perception. The transcript has 16 exons.
GGGAGAUUCUGACACUGGAGCACAGCGGAGGGAGGGCAGGAAGGAAGAUGGAACCUGAGGGGAAAGAAAAAAAGAUGGCAUCGGCCUGGCUGGAGCAAAGCAUGCAGGCCGGCGUGAAGACGGCACCUACCCGUCUCCAUCCUGGAGGGCACCCCAGCAGGCCCCCAAAUAUGUGUCAAAUCAGGGGUGUGCCCUGGACACCCCAAGACAAGCCUCUGGGGCACAAAAGCCGGCACCCCUCCACCCGCACGCCUCCAUCGGCUUCUGCUCAGGGCCCAGGGGCAGAUCUCUCCAUUAAAAUAUACCAUUCUGAAUCUAAAGACUUAGACAAUGCCCCAAGAAUCGAAACAUCUGAAAGUACUGCAAAAAUGUACAAAGUGUCAACCAUGAAACGAAUAUUCGAUGUGGCCAAGCGUCGAACAAAAAGGUCAACCUUUUUCCCAACUGGUGUUAAAGUCUGUCCACAGGAAUCCAUGAAACAGAUUUUAGCCAGUCUUCAAGCUUAUUAUAGAUUGAGAGUGUGUCAGGAAGCAGUAUGGGAAGCAUAUCGGAUCUUUCUGGAUCGCAUCCCUGACCCAAGGGAAUACCAGGACUGGGUCAACCUCUGCCAGCAGGAGACUUUCUGCCUCUUUGACAUUGGAAGAAAUUUCAGCAAUUCCCAGGAGCACCUGGAUCUUCUUCAGCAGAGAAUAAAACUGAGACACUUCCCUGAGAGAAAAGAUGAAAUAUCUACAGCAGAGACAUUCGGAGAGCCUGGGGAGACCCCUGUGUUUUCUACAGAUGUUGCCAAUGUCUCCGUUGGACCCUUCCCUCUCACUCUGGAUGUCACGCUCUUCAGUGACACCAAGAAGCCUACAAUAGAAAAAAAAGUUGAAUCCACUAAGGUAUCCAAGGGCCCACUGGAGCAGAAGGUGGAGCUGAGCAUCACUCUGGCAAAUCAGAGGUUCAAGGCAGAACUCACUGACUCCCAGUCCCAGUAUUAUCAGGAGCUGGCAGCAAAGUCUCAACUCCAGAUGGAAAAGGUAUUUAAGAAACUUCCAGGAUUCAAAGAAAUCCAUGUGCUAGGAUUUAGUUCAAGCUCCAUAGAGACACGACUUAUGGCCAUCUUUAAGAGAGACAGUGCAGAAGUAAAAAGCCCUGCAAGUGACCUCCUGUCUUUUGAUUCCAACAAAAUUGAGAGUGAAGGAGUCCCUCAUGGAAUGAUGGAGGAGGACAAGCAACCAGAAAUCUAUCUGACAGCUUUAGACCUCAAAAAAUUGAUCAGCAGAGCACUGGAGGAAGACAAAUCCUUGGAUGUGGAAACAAUUCAGUUCGCUGAUGAAUUUUUUGGGUCAAUGCCAGGCUUCGAUCCUGACUUCCACUCAGUGCUGCCUACACUCCUUGCUGAUAUCACAAAGGAUGCUACUUUGAGUCCAGAACUUCCUCUUGGUCAAUCCAGGCUUGAGACAGUGGGCAGAACAGGACACAGUAUACCUGGUCAUUUCUUGGAGACUACCACUCCCAAUCCAGCUUUACAGUACAUCACCACUAACUCUAUGACCGUUGCCGCCAAGGGCCAAGAACUGGUAGUCUUCUUCAGUCUGCGAGUCGCUAACAUGCCCUUCUCCAACAACCUGUUCAACAAGAGCUCUCUGGAGUACCAAGCUCUGGAGCAACAAUUCAUACAGCUGCUGGUUCCCUAUCUGCGCUCCAAUCUUACGGGAUUUAAGCAACUUGAAAUACUUAACUUCAGAAAUGGGAGUGUGAUCGUGAAUAGCAAAAUGAGGUUUGCUAAGUCGGUGCCCUAUAACCUCACCAAGGCUGUGCAAGGGGUCUUGGAAGAUUUUCGUUCUGCUGCAGCCCAACGACUUGACCUGGAGAUAGACAGCUACUCUCUUGACAUUGAACCAGCGGAUCAAGCAGAUCCCUGCAAAUUCCUGGCCUGCGGCGAAUUUGCCGAGUGUGUGAGAAAUGAGCGGACCGAGGAAGCAGAGUGUCGAUGCCGACCAGGGCACGAGAGCCGGGGGCGUGGGCACCACCGGGACCCGGGCCUCUGUGCCCCCGCAGAGGAAUGUAAGGUCAUCCAGGGAAAGGGAGCUCCGUGCAGAUCGCCGGGUCACUCUAAAAAUCAAGCAUUCAAAACUAGUGUUAAGAAGUUGCAACAUCAGCAAAAUAACAAGAUAAUCAGGAAAAGAGAUCCUGAAUUACUGACUGGAGGAUAUGAAGAAUUUAACUAUCAAGAUUGGGAAGGAAAUUAAAAACUAAAAAUGUACAGAUUAUAACUUAAUCUGUCUCAAGAGAAAUGGUCUGUUUUCUCAAGGAAAAUUGUAUCCACUCUGUUAAAAUUCUGAAAACAUGUGCAGGCAUAUUCACUGGUCAUCGGAA